AUGGAAAAAUUCGCAUCGGAUUGUUUAGCCGCUCAAACCUUAGCGAAUAGCGUAUUUUUCAUUUCAUUGAUAACUAUCGUAACGAUCAUAUCAAUGAUUGGAAUAAUUGUACAAAUUAUCAUUAUGAAAAAAUAUGUUAUAUGUAUGGCAAUUCAUGAAAAUACUCGAAUACUUCUCGUUGCUCAUCAGAUUUAUCUAAUUUUACAUUGCGUAGCAAGUAUUGCAAAAAUUAUAAUCGAUUAUUUUUAUAGAAUCGUUGCCCACACUAGCGAUCUCAUUAUCUACAAAUUUAAUUAUCACGAUCCGUGUAUGUAUUUAUCAACGCCACUAAGAUGUUUUAUUAUUCGAACACCAGUUACGUUUACAUUUUGUAUAUUACCGUGUUCGAUGUUAUUAUUGGUCGCCGAAAGAGCCAUUGGAACUUAUUGGUCAGCAAAAUAUGAACGAAUGGGUCGAUUAGUGGCGUACAUUUUGAUUUUAUGCGAAGUAUAUUUUAUUAAGCUUAUCAAAUUUUUCAUAUUAAAUAGUGGCCAUUGA
This is a messenger RNA of Dracunculus medinensis (Guinea worm), 537 nucleotides long. The record is from the annotation of a GenBank genome assembly. NCBI's taxonomy places the organism in Eukaryota, Metazoa, Nematoda, Chromadorea, Rhabditida, Dracunculidae.